Molecule: messenger RNA, 1174 nt
Organism: Populus trichocarpa (black cottonwood)
Lineage: Eukaryota; Viridiplantae; Streptophyta; Magnoliopsida; Malpighiales; Salicaceae
Product: protein DMR6-LIKE OXYGENASE 2
Exons: 4
Coding region: 62-1114 (350 amino acids)
Source: RefSeq, a predicted model, not a curated record
ACCUCCAUUUCCAUAAGCUUGACAACUUAUCGAGAAUCAUUUGCAUUCUGAUCACCUAGUCAUGGCUCCCACCGCCAAGCUACUACUAGCCGACCUUGCAUCUUCAGGUGUAAAACAAAUUCCUUCCAACUUCAUCCGUCCCAUCUCCGACCGUCCGAAUCUCUCCGAUGUUCAGAUUUCGGAUGGCUCGAUUCCUCUAAUUGACCUUCGUGGCCUUGAUGGUCCCAACCACUCUACUAUAAUCGAACAAAUUGGCCAAGCAUGCCAAAGGGAUGGGUUCUUUCAGGUGAAGAAUCAUGGGAUACCAGAGGAAAUGAUUAGUAUCAUACUAAACAUAGCUAGACAGUUCUUCAAAUUGCCUGAAAGUGAAAGGUUAAAAAAUUACUCUGACGAUCCCACUAAGACAACCAGGUUGUCUACUAGUUUCAAUAUUAAGACAGAACAAGUUUCAAGCUGGAGAGAUUUCUUGAGACUUCAUUGUUAUCCUCUCGAAGAUUACGUACAUGAAUGGCCUAGCAAUCCUCCAUCAUUCAGGAAAGAUGUGGCUGAAUAUUGCACAAGUGUUAGAGGUCUAGUGUUGAGACUGCUUGAGGCCAUAUCCGAGAGCUUGGGUUUGGAAAGAGACUAUAUUGAUAAGAAAUUAGGCGGGCAUGGACAACAUAUGGCUAUGAACUACUAUCCACCCUGUCCACAGCCAGAACUCACAUAUGGAUUGCCUGGACACACCGACCCUAAUUUAAUCACCAUCCUGUUACAAGAUCACGUGCCUGGAUUGCAGGUUCUAAGAAAUGGCAAGUGGAUUGCUGUGAAUCCGAUUCCCAAUACUUUCAUCGUCAACAUCGGUGAUCAAAUGCAGGUACUUAGCAAUGAUCGUUACAAGAGUGUGCUUCACCGAGCAGUUGUGAACAGUGAUAAAGACCGAAUAUCUAUACCGACGUUCUACUGUCCUUCACCGGAUGCUGUAAUCGGGCCUCCAAAGGAGCUAGUCGACGACGAGCAUCCUGCCGUCUAUAGAGAUUUUACGUACGGUGAAUACUAUGAGAAGUUUUGGAACAAGGGACUUGUAAAAGAAUGUUGCUUGGACUUGUUCAAGCCUUCUAAUAAUACAACCUAGAAAAAACAUUAUAUGUAUUCCUCAAACUAUGUAUUAAUAAAUUAGCUUUUCAUUACUGUA